Trichobilharzia szidati is the source of this 852-nucleotide messenger RNA. NCBI's taxonomy places the organism in Eukaryota, Metazoa, Platyhelminthes, Trematoda, Strigeidida, Schistosomatidae. The record is from the annotation of a GenBank genome assembly.
AUGCAUUCAUUGUUCAAUGGGUUAAAUGAAAAUUAUUCUGAUUCAAGUUAUUUAUAUGAUAACAACCAUAAUAAUAAUGAUAACAGUAAUUCAGAUUAUGAGCUAGUUAAAACAAUGCCAAAGCAUAAAUCUCAUGAAAAUGACUUAUACUCUAAAGCAGAGGAAGUCCAUUCAGAUAAUCAGAUAAAGGGUGAUAUUAAUGGUAACACUGAUGUAAAAAAUCGAAUCAGUACUAAUAACAAUAAUAACAACUUAUGCCUACCAGGAAUAUACCAUAAUACAGGUAUGCCUAUAGAAUGCAAUAAGAGUCAACAAGACGAUGUACCUAUACCCAUUCAGUUAUCCGCCUUAACCUUUCCUCAUCUUCCGCCGCCUCCAUCUUAUCCGCCACCUCCACUAAAUAAUCAACAACAACACCGAACCCAACAAUUCACUGAAAACCAAUCAGUUCAAAAUAAAACUUCCCUACUUAUAGAAUUACAACGAUAUGAUCUAUUAUUACAACGUCAAAGAGGCACUGGAAAAACUAGUAGUGGUGGAGAAGACAAUAAAACAAUAGAAAGUGAACAAUCAGAACAAUUAAAUCCAGCAUGGAAAUCAUCAAAUUCACAUGAAAAUAGUAGUAUAGCUAGUACAACUAUAUUAGGACAAAGAAAACACUUUGCGAAUCAUAGAAUUCAAGAAUAUUCACCUGAUUUCAACAAGUUAUCUGGACAUAAAUUUAUACAGAAUGAUUUUAUUGGACUGGCAACAUUUCGUAAAGCGGAUGAAAAGUCUAUCGAUUUAGUCACGCCUUAUGCACAGUUCGAUUUAUCCUCAGACUCAAGUGUGUACAAUAGCUCAAAACAAUAA